Eruca vesicaria subsp. sativa (arugula) is the source of this 1245-nucleotide messenger RNA. NCBI's taxonomy places the organism in Eukaryota, Viridiplantae, Streptophyta, Magnoliopsida, Brassicales, Brassicaceae. The record is from the annotation of a GenBank genome assembly.
AUGUUUAUGGAUCGAGAGAGAAGGCUUUCGAAUCGGAACGGGACGCCACAAUACAGCAACGGGAAGUUCCGUGAUGAUAACGUUUACGGUGGAUUCUUAGAUCGGUUGGAGAAUUCACGGGAGAAGAGUCCUUCUAGAUCUAAGAUUCUUCGGAUUCCUUCUCCGACUUCGUCUCCUCCGCCUUCGAGCUCUUCCCCGCCGUUUCCUGGCUCGAAUUCACCUGAGAGGGGUUAUAUUGAGCAUCGCGUGUCAAAGUUUGAUACUCUCGCCGGCAUUGCGAUUAAAUACGGCGUUGAGGUUGCAGAUGUUAAAAAGAUGAAUGGGCUUGUUACUGAUCUUCAAAUGUUUGCUCUCAAGUCUCUUCAGAUACCUUUACCUGGGAGACAUCCUCCUUCUCCUUGUUUAUCUAAUGGCUCCUUACACCAUGGAGAGGGAUGUUCAUGCCACGAACUUGAACCGCAAAACGAUAGCAACAACGAUGUGUUUGACUCAUUCCAGUCUCUGAGAUUAAAAUCUUCGGAAAAGAAAGUUUCUCCAGCAAUGUACUCGCUGCAAGGCUAUUACGGGCUUAAACCAGCAAACAGAACAGUAUCUGAAGGAGGAUUCCUCGAGAUGGGAACUUACAAGACAGAAACCUCUCAUCAUCUCUCCAGCAACGGUGGUAAUCAAUACCUAAGACCAUUCCCAUCCACAAACACUCCCUUAAACCACCACAGGAAAUCAAGAAGCUUAGCUAAUGCACUUUUCGACGAGGUUAACCAAUCUCCGGACAACAACAACACCGCUCAAGAAACGAGUUCCGAUAAGUUUAUGAGAAGACGCCAAAAAUCUGAAGCCGAUUUUACAUCCCGGACUCCAGAGCUUCUCUUGAAAGAAGAGAACACUAGCAGCAACGGAGGGUUUUUAUCAAUAGCUGGAAAAGGCUUAGCUUUGAGAUCGAAAGCCUCAAGCAGAACUAAUCUAUCAGCAGAAUCUGAGAGUAGCAAUUUCAAUCCUGUACCAAUCAACUUGAUGGAUGCUCCAGUUUCAGACAGCUUUAGCAGUGUAAGAAAAUCGUCAAGUGCAUCGAGUCUACAAGAUCCAGAGGGUAACAGUAGUAACGGUUCAUCAUCACUGUCUCUAUGGCCGACAUCUAAAUGGAGUUUGAAACCUGAUUUGCUUACACCUGCGGCUAUUACUAGCUCAAUCUUUGAUGGGUUACCAAAGCCUUUAACCGGUCGGAAAAACAAGACUGCUAUGGACUAA